Molecule: messenger RNA, 2917 nt
Organism: Photinus pyralis (common eastern firefly)
Lineage: Eukaryota; Metazoa; Arthropoda; Insecta; Coleoptera; Lampyridae
Exons: 8
Coding region: 294-2465 (723 amino acids)
Source: RefSeq, a predicted model, not a curated record
GUACAAAUAAAAUAGGUUAUUAAACAAGGUCGUUUACUUACAGUGAGCUAAACAUGUUAUUCAUCCUUAUUUUAAAUAGCAAUGUCUGGUUUUAUUUAUUAGAAGUUUUUAUAUUACAAGACACGAUAAUUAUUUCCCAUAAUUGCGUAUGAUCAAUGAAACUUCACUGUGUAAAUAUAGCCUAAAUGUUUUGUGGGCAACCUUCUAAUAUCCACAUGAAGAAUUCCUUUACAUUUCUCUUUUAUUAUUCAAUGUUAGCUACUUAAAAUGUGAACCUAUUGUCGGUUCGAAGAAUGUUGAUUAUUGUGUGUUCAGUAUGCAGUAUAUUUAUGUCUAUUACUGCUACGAUGUUGUGCCUUUGUUGGAGGAAAAAAACAGAGAAAAAUGACUUGUUGGGGCUUGAUGGCUUGGUCACUCAAAUGAAUCCCGAUGAGAAUGUAAAUCACUUGCCUGCUACUGUUUCUAAUGUUGUUCCCGACGAUAGCGCGAAUGCCAUCUUUGAUGUUAUUGACGCCAAAAGGUCUGUAACGUUAAAUAACAGUAGGAGAAGCUUACCUGAUAUUCCUUUGGAUGGCUUACAAAGUGUUAGUACGACAGUGAAUUAUGAACGUAAUGGAGAUAAUUCCUCAGAUCUUUAUGCUACUGUUGAACCGUACAACACAGCCAAACGACACACGCUUCCUAAUGGUAUAGAUUCUCGUCCUAGUAUCUCACAGCAUAGUUCCAUAAGCCAAGCAGAUGAUUCGUUAUCUCCAUAUGCACGUGUAAAGGAUCAUCCAUACGCAAAGUUAAAGACGGAACAUCCUUAUGCUCACGUGCAACCAAGUAAUAGUAAAUCUCAAGAAGAGUGUGGGUUUCAAACCAACGACAGUCCUUCUACAGCUCGAGGUGAAAGACUAUCAACAUCACAGUCCCUGGUUGAACCUGUUGCAUCAAGAUCACCAAGAACUUCCGAGUCGAUUGGAAUAGACAUACCUGCAGCCUCAGCUGUUGCUGGUGGUAUUGCGGCGAGUCAGGAAUUGCCAUACAUGACUCCUCCAAUUGUUCAACAGAAUUUUAGUGGCGAUUCGCAGGAUUCGUCUAAGGGCUAUACCAGUAUUAGUGUUCGGGAACCGCUAGCAAACAUUAGGGCGCAAACCCAAGGACUGGAUAAAGUGCAACGAGACCUUGACCCCCAUUAUUCUACUGUAUCAGAUGAUUCUGAUGAUGUAUAUACAACGAUUCAAGACCCAAAUAAUGUAAUUUAUACAAGUGAAAGUGAAACAUAUGCUCAAAUACAGCCACCUUCAUUGCUUGCUCCUGUAGAUGGAAACGCAAACGCGACGGAUUCAUCUCAACGAGAAGUAGAAGUGAAUGAUCAGUUUGAUGGUGUACUCCGCCCAGUCCACAUGGAGAGUAGGAAAAAUGGCAUAAACACUCAUUCACGACAAGCGUCAUCGUCAAGUUCAAUAACUAAUGUGGGAUCACCAAAACCAGAAAAAAGGCAGGCUAAUUCUCCACUUCCACCCCCUCCCUCCAGUUCGAGUAACUCCGAUGUCGGUAGUGAAAAUUUGGCACUACUCAAAACCUUGGAUGACAUGUACGCUAAGGUGCACAAAGGUAAAAAACGAACCGAUGAAGAAUCUAAUCAGAAAGAUGUAGAAUGUAAAGAAACAGAAAACGUUGCGCCAGGUAAACAAACUGACAGUGACGUUGAUUUGUAUUCUGACCAUAACUAUGAAACGCUUCGUAAAACGAGUAACCCUAAGUAUGAAAAGUUAAAACCUAAGGAUGGUGAGGCCAAAUGUGACUUAGGUUAUGAUGUCAUUAAUGCACACGAAAGUGUUUUAAACUCGGAUCCUGGUUAUGAAGCAGUUAAGCACGGCAGUGAGGCGUCAUCAGAAGAGGACCCCAACUAUGAGGAAUUAAGACACAGAACUUCCAGUUUUGCAGACAGUGCAGGCUAUAGUACAAUUGGGAAUAAGUCCGGCAGUAAUCCUGAUGGAUAUUCUGUUAUUCACAAGAAUUCUGAGGAUGCCAACUUCAAACAGUUAAGUGUCUACGAUAGUGAUCUAAGUGACCUCAAUACAGACGAACCAAACUAUGAGAGCAUGCCAAAUGAAACUUUACCUAAUCACAACUACACAUUACUGAACAUGGAGGAUACAGAAUCUGACCCAAACUAUGAAAGCGUCAGUUCUAAUGAUCCAAAUUACGAAAGUGUAAAAUUUUUUGACGAAUCUACGCAAGAUGAGCCACCUUAUGAACGGUUACAUGAUGAAGACUCCAGCAAAACAGAUUCACAGCGAUCUAGUUGUGACAGGCUUCAAAGUACUCAGUGCGUUUGCGAGAAAGAUCUGCAGCAGUGUACGAACGCACAGUGCCUAAAUAACGGUUAUAAAAGAACAGUAAAGCAAAACCCUGAUACGAACUCCAAUGUUAACGUACAAAACGAAAAUGAUUUUGACGGUAUUGUACAAGUGUAGUUGUUUAUUAAGAAAGUUCUGUGAUGAGGUGCUAUCUCUUGAUAUUUUUAUUAGUAGAAGUUAAAAUUGUCAAAAAUACGUAUUAACAAUAAUAUUCGUUUAUUUUUAUAUGAAAUGUGAAUUAAUAUAUUUGAAAAAUGUAUAAAAUUGACGUUAGUAAGUGAAAUAAUAAAUUAUUUUAUAUGUUCUUUAAUCAUAUUGUAAAUGAUUAAAUGUUGACAUUGUAUAAACCACACUUACACAUUGUAUCUUAUAGCGAAACGUUAUUUUAAGUUUAUCCUUAUAUGUUAGGAGUUUGUUAGUAUGUUUAAAUAGUUAUUUUAAAGACCCAAGUAUUAAUUUUGUUGUAUUAUCUACUUUGUAAAUCUGUAAAGUUACGUUGUACAAAAUGUAAUUUAUUUAUUACCUACUCAUUUUCUAUAUUUUGUUAUUUUAAUAUAUUCUUUAUUAGA